Messenger RNA from Talaromyces atroroseus, 2931 nucleotides. RefSeq lists its product as hypothetical. Bases 1 to 2931 code for a protein of 976 amino acids. NCBI's taxonomy places the organism in Eukaryota, Fungi, Ascomycota, Eurotiomycetes, Eurotiales, Trichocomaceae. Gene Ontology annotation, cellular component: spindle pole; cytoplasm; nucleus. Gene Ontology annotation, biological process: protein phosphorylation; regulation of protein localization to mitotic spindle pole body; mitotic cell cycle. The transcript is spliced from 3 exons. The record is from RefSeq and is a predicted model, not a curated record. Gene Ontology annotation, molecular function: protein kinase activity; protein binding; ATP binding.
AUGGGUAACUUGUUUUUAGAUCGGAACAUGGAUAUCAAAGUCGGAGAUUUCGGACUGGCAGCGAUGAUCUUGUCCGAAAAGGAAGCAAAGCGGCGACAAACUCUCUGCGGUACUCCAAAUUAUAUCGCGCCAGAAGUCAUUGAUAGAAGCAAAGGCGGGCAUAAUCAGAAGGUAGAUAUAUGGUCACUGGGAGUCAUCUGCUUUGCAAUGCUUUCUGGGUUCCCUCCAUUCCAAUCUAAGACCCAAGAGGAGAUCUAUAAAAAGGUCAAGAAUUUGAACUACGUGUGGCCGAAGGAUAGCGAGUGCUCAAACUACAUUCCGGUGGAGGCAAAGAGCCUUGUGAGCUCUUGCUUGAAUCUGGAUGAGGAGAAGCGGCCCUUGCCAGACGAUAUUGUGGAACACGAGUUUUUUAAUAUGUAUCCAGGCUGCAUUCCUAGAUCAUUGGACCCUUCAUGUAAGCAGAUGAAGCCGGUAUGGUUGAAAAUGGAAGAGCCUCAAGGUGAUCGAAUGAUACAGGGAUAUGGCUUGGAUUACGAGAGCAAAUACCGCGGCAUGAUAACACAGAUUAAAGAUCCCCGAGAAAGGUAUGCACUUUCUAGGGAAGCCUUUUACAGUGAGUGCGGAGUUGGUCGCAAACGAGAUGGAACCCCGCGCAAAUGUAGCGGCAAACACUCCUCUAAAAGUGUUUUUUCAGAAACAUCUGCAGAGACGGAGAAGAUGCUUUCGCCAAUUAUCCCAUUGCCGGCAGACGUUGUUUACCAAUACCCAGCGUAUACCGAUGGGGACUGGAGCGUACCCGACAAUGUAGCUCCUUCAAUUAACGAGUUUAAUGAAUCAACCAGCUCUGAUGAUAGCAGCGAAAAGAUUACUCAGGUAGAAUCUCCGAAGAGGACGAAUGGAAUGUCGCUUGCGAGAACACAAGCUGCACUGGCUGCAGCGCAAUCUCGACGGAUCGAUUCGAAACCACAGAGCCAUGCAGCCUCGCUUCGUCAACAAGCAUUGCCUAUUCGCCAAUCGAGCAGGAAUGCCGGCCCUAUGAGAGCCCCUACCGUAACUGCAACGCAUGCCAGGAGGAACCUGUCUACAUCUCAUGAUAACGUUCCUGAGUCUCCUCCAAAAGGGCUGGCUCAAAGACCCGUUCGCGUUCCUAGGGGAGUUGCUGCGUCAUACUCAGCUUCACUACGCGAGCUUGACAGAAUCGUUGCUCCACCAAUGCCCAAGUCCGAAAGUGUACCUGACGGUCUUGCUAUGGGCAAGACACGAUCCCAGUCGCGUCGCCAGUAUGAAGCUGCUAUGGAUGCAUCUGUGAAGCCACAAUUUACAAACGAUGAAGUGCGCUCUACUACACCACAGAUGGAAGAACCUCGUUCAAAGUCGUCUAGACCUCGGGUUGCGCGAGCGCCGGGCUCAGAGCAACCAGAAAGCCGAAAGGAAGUUCCAAUGGAGAAGAAGAUAUACAAAACCUCGCAAGUACCAACAGCGGGAGAUACGCAAAGUCACGAGCGACAGUCGAGCAAAUCUAGUACAUCCUCAAGCAAGCCACGAUCAACACUUGGCGCCAGUCCGCUUAUACAUCCGAAUGAAAAGUUUGACUUACUCCCUCGCUCUUCAGCAGAAGACGUCGUUGUUGAUAUCAAGCUUAUGCUUCGGAAUAUGAUGCCAUCAUCAUCUCGUACAUAUCGGUCCCACUCUAAGCGCCGCCCGCACCCGUAUGUCAUCAAAUGGGUUGAUUAUACAAACCGCUAUGGAAUCGGCUACAUAUUGGACGAUGGCACAGUUGGUUGUGUUUUCAAAGGAGAACACGGGCAGGCGGCCAGUGGUAUCAUAUUACGAGAUGGAGAGAGGCAUAUUCGUCGUAAGUCUCGGUGCCUAGAGAACCGGAACGUAGCCCAAUAUGCCUACUCGGAGGUGGAUCAGCUUGUGCCGCGCAAUGGGAAGCCCGUUGAGUUCUACGAGAAUACAGAGCAGGGCCCGGCAGAGGCUCGUGGAAUGAAGCGUAUUCUCAUCCAGCCAGACGUUUUUGAGGUUAAGAUGUCCAGUGCGGGAACAGGAGCUAUGGGGAUCAAAGUCAGAACCGAUAUUGGAGCAGACCAAGCCAAGUCAGAAGCAGAGAAGGUGAAAAGGGUCAAACUCGUGGAUCAAUUCGGGAAAUAUAUGAUUGGAUCCUUGGGUAGGCACGGUCUAGAUGAUUCCAACAAUGACGAUGCAAGGGAAUCGGAUGCCUGCAUUAAAUUCUACCAGCGACUGGGUAAUGUUGGCGUCUGGGGGUUUGGCGAUGGAGCUUUCCAGUUCAAUUUCCCUGACCACACCAAGCUUGUGAUUUCACAUGGCAAGAGCCGAGGCUCAUCACCAUGGAUUGACUUCUAUCACCUAUCGCCUUCUGCCGCACGGUAUCUAGCCACCAAAGGCAAGAUGCACCCGUCCGGGUUUGACACUCGCGCCGUUGCCUCCGAUGAGGGGGCCACUUUCAUAGCUAUCGCCAGCGGCUCGGCGGAGCAUGGCGGUGAUGACCGAUUACGAGACGUGCUACAGGCAAAUUGCUUCAUACGCAAAAUGAAAUUUAUCAAGGAAGUCCUCAGCACCUGGAUCUACUAUGGACGACUAGGAGGCAGACCAUCGGCAUCUUCUCCCACAACAACCGGUUCCAAUGUUCAGCCCACUGAGAUCUUCUGGGAUGGCCCGCAGGAACGUCCAUCAAGCGGAGUCGGAAAGUAUGUUUGGGUGACCGUCGGUGCUCAAGGCGGAGAUGGCGAAUAUAUCUGCAUGGCUCCGAAUACAGCCAAUAAUGGUGUUGAUGUAUCUGAGCGAGACCCUCCUCCUACAGCAUCUACCCAGAGGCGGUAUGAUCAUCAUCAUCAACAACAACAACAACAACAACAAACGGCAGGUCAAAAAGCGAUGUCGAAUAUGCGAGGCUUAGAAAGGGAGUAA